Lacerta agilis (Sand lizard) is the source of this 1934-nucleotide messenger RNA. RefSeq names its product cytochrome P450 2J2-like. Bases 97 to 1587 code for a protein of 496 amino acids. Gene Ontology annotation, molecular function: oxidoreductase activity, acting on paired donors, with incorporation or reduction of molecular oxygen, reduced flavin or flavoprotein as one donor, and incorporation of one atom of oxygen; iron ion binding; heme binding. Gene Ontology annotation, cellular component: cytoplasm; intracellular membrane-bounded organelle. NCBI's taxonomy places the organism in Eukaryota, Metazoa, Chordata, Lepidosauria, Squamata, Lacertidae. Gene Ontology annotation, biological process: xenobiotic metabolic process. The record is from RefSeq and is a predicted model, not a curated record. The transcript has 9 exons.
GAGGGCAGGUGUGGCUGCUGGAGCUGGAGCAGAAUCAAGUUUCCCUCGACACACAGCAGUCCGUUCUGACAUAAGAACACACAGAAGGGUUUGAAGAUGCUGCUCCAGCUACUCUCUGUCCUCUGGGAGGCCUUGUCCCUGCAGGUUGUUCUGGUGUUUCUGGCAACAUUUCUACUUCUUGCUGAUUACAAGAAACAGAUUUGCCCAAGGAAUUACCCCCCAGGGCCCACUCCUCUUCCCUUUCUGGGUAACAUACUAUAUUUGGAUUUCAAGAAGCCUCAGAUUUCGGCACGAAAGCUUGCAGAAAAAUAUGGCAAUAUAUUCGGCCUUCAGACUGGAAACAUAAGGAUUGUGGUUGUGAAUGGAUUGCACCUGGUGAAAGAGGCUCUUGUCCACCAGGGAGAAUAUUUUGUAGAUCGACCAAAAUCCCCUGUUCUUGAUAAGGUAUUUGGGUCACUUGGGCUGGUCUUCUCUAAUGGUCUCAGCUGGAAACAUCAAAGACGGUUUGCCUUAUCAACACUCAGAAACUUUGGUUUGGGCAAAAGGUCUUUAGAAGAAAGAAUACAGGAGGAGAGCCGUUAUCUAAAGGAAGCAAUAGAAGCUGAGAAAGGGCAGCCAUUUGACCCUCACUUUCAGAUUAAUAAUGCUGUUUCAAAUAUCAUCUGUUCCAUCACUUUUGGGGACCGCUUUGAUUACCAUGACAGUCGUUUCCAGAAGCUACUGCACUUGCUUGAUGAGGCAUUGCUUCUUCAGGGAAGUUUUUGGACUCGGGUGUACGAUCUCUUUCCCUCUGUCAUGAAGCACCUGCCGGGGCCCCAUCACACACUUUUUAAAAAAUGGGGUCAGUUGAAAUCCUUUGUGAAAGAAAUCAUUGAAAAACACAAGAAAGACUGGAACCCAUCUGAACCCAGAGACUUCAUUGAUGCCUACCUAAGUGAAAUGGCCAAGGAGGAUUCUGCUUCCAGUUUCCAUGAAGAAAACCUUCUACAUUCAGCACUGGAUCUGUUUCUAGCUGGAACGGAAACAACUUCUACAACCCUGCGUUGGGGUUUGCUGUAUAUGGCCAUUUAUCCAGACAUUCAAGCAAAAGUCCAAGCGGAAAUAGAUUCUGUGAUUGGCCAGUCUCGCCAGCCAGUGAUGGAUGACAGGGACAGCAUGCCGUAUACCAAUGCUGUUGUUCAUGAAAUUCAAAGAAUAAGCAACAUUAUACCUUUGAAUGUGCCCCGAGUGACAACUAAGGACUGUACACUGGCUGGGUUUCAUAUUCCCAAAGACACUUUAUUACUCACCAACUUGACCUCACUACUCUUUGACGAGGAUGAGUGGGAAACACCCAAUGUGUUAAAUCCUGGUCAUUUCCUAGAGAAUGGUCAGUUCAGGAAAAGGGAAGCGUUUUUGCCAUUCUCUGCAGGAAAAAGAGCUUGUCUUGGAGAGCAGUUGGCAAGGACCGAGCUCUUCAUUUUCUUCACCGCCCUAAUUCAGAAGUUCACUUUCCAGGCACCAAAGGAUGUGACAUUAAGCCGUGAAUUUAGGAUAGGUCUGACCGUGUCUCCUCUGCCAUACCGGAUUUGUGCAUUCUCUCGCUAAGGGGACCCAAUUUAUAGCAUUGUCAUUCUUUAAAAAAAGUAGAAUUAGUUUAUGGGGUAGAAGCAGAUCUAUGGCUUAAUCCUAAUUGUGUUUAGCCAGAAUUCAGUAGGGCUUAACCCAGGUAAACAGGGUUGGGAUUGCAGCCUGUUCCUUUAAAGCAGAGGUUUCCACACUUUUUAGACCUGCAUCAUUUCGCGACACAGUUAUUCAGUUUUAAAAGCAAACCAGAGGUUAAACUAACCCCUUAUAAGAGAUACAGACAUAUAUCAUGCAACACCCCUGAACACUGCAGUCAACACACUAAUGUGUCGUGACACAAGCUUUGGAAAGCUCUGCUUUAAAGCAUA